AUGCUACCCCCAGGCUGGAAUAGCAUUCAAUUCGGCUUUACUAACAAAUUACUAGGAGACGCGAAUCGCGCGGCAUACGCUUGGGAUGGCCGGAGACCGGCUUCCAAAGUGCAUGUGAGCGUGCUGGAUUAUCAUGAAGCUUACAAGUCUGGACGUAUCACACCUACUGCGGUUGCCAAAGCGUUAUUGCCGCUGAUUGAUCGAGACGCGAAGGGGGCAGAUGAGAGAUAUUCGAAGGCUUUCUUGCAGGUCAGGCAGGAUCUUGCUUUGAAAGCUGCAGAAGAAAGUACGCAACGGUACAAGGAUGGCAAAUUCAGAAGUGUGCUUGACGGCGUGCCAGUCGCCGUGAAAGACGAGGUUGAUCUUGCUGGCUAUCGAAAAUGCUACGCUUCCAAGAUCGACUUCACUCGGAAAGACGAUGCGACUACGUAUUGUGUACAGCGUUGGCUAGAUGCUGGAGCCGUUGUGAUCGGCAAGACGACUAUGCAGGAACUCGGGUCGGAUAUCACUGGUAACAAUCCUGUAAGUCCGACUCGACAGUUCCAUCUCCUUGCUCGCAGGAACUAUUCCUCGGCUGGGGAGACGGAGACAGAAGAUCCGCAAAGCCACUCUAACGACUACUAUUGCGGCGGAUCUUCAACCGGAAGCGCAUACGCCGUGGCUGCAGGUCUGACACCACUAUGCGAAGGCAACGAUGGCGGAGGAUCCAUCCGCAUCCCAGCGACGUAUUGCGGCGUAUACGGGCUCAAGCCAUCGCAUGGAAGAGUAUCCAAGCGUCCAUCCACCGAUCUAGCGCGCAGCACCGGAGUGGCCGGACCUAUCGCAGCAAAUAUGAUCGACCUAGAGAUCGGCUACCGAAUCAUGGCACAGCCUGAUUCCCUCGAUCCCGACUCAUCACUCUUCAAACCACCAGGCAGUAGUAGCAGCCUCACCACGACUCAAAAAACCAAGGUCCUAGGCAUCUACGGCCCCUGGUUCGACCGAGCAGACACCCUCGUAAAAUCCUCCUGCCAAAAAGCCAUCGACUGGCUCGUCUCCACCCAAAACUACCAACUCAUCGACAUCACCCUCCCCCUCCUCCCCGAAGGACAACUCGCCCACGCCAUGACCAUCCUCUCAGAACUAAGCCUAGGAAUCCCCCAAACCUCCACCUACCUCCUCACCCCAGCCAACAAAGUCGUAAUCCCCGUCGCCCGAAAAACCACAGCCAUAGAUUUCCUCCAAGCUCAACGCCUCCGCAACCUCAUCAUGCAACACCUCUCUCACCUUUUCUCCACACACCCAGGCCUCAUCAUCGUGUCCCCGACAACAGCGGAGGCGGGGUGGAAAAUCGAAAAGGCAGAUUUGAGCCAUGGACUCACGAAUGCGAAUAAACAGCUUCGGAAUAUGGAGUAUGUAUGGUUAGCGAAUUUUUCUUGGAUGUCCCGCGAUUUCGAGAAAGGUAAGGUGCCGAUUGGCUUGAUGGGGAUGGGAGAAUGCAAGUUGAAGGUGGGAGGUUUAAGCCGGGGAUUCAUCGUGAGAAUUAAUUUCAAUGAUGGUGUGAUUGACUUUUUUUUGUUGUUGAAUGUGAUGAUGAACUGGUCCCUUGAACUCUCUCUCUCUGAAGUGGUAACCUUAGGACUUUUGUGCUGUGAUGAGCGAGCAAAGCCUAUGCGUGAGAUGAAACACGGUUUACACAGUCCAGCAAAACCAUGCCAGCACAUACCUGAAAUAGCAGUGGCUUCGGCACUUGGAUACUUGGACGAGGCUUACGAAAUCGGAAAUGGAAGAAGAAGGUCCGAGCCAGCCAAACAACGAUUUCCCCCCCCCCCCCUCUCUCUCUAUGAUUUUUACCAGACGUGGUUAGAAGAAGGCAAAAAAGUAAAAUCUGCUUGCAUGCUGCCUCGCUCGCCGCUGCUCCACCACCAUGUCGGGCGAAACUCAACCCGGAGAAACAUCAGAAACAGACCCUUUCUCGCGCAACUGGAACUCCCUGCGCUAAAACGAACACGCAAACCACGAUUCCCCCGUACUCAAGAACUCCGUUUCCCAUGCCUUUCUCGCUCAUCCAUGCUUGCCGCCGCUGAACUCCUCUCAAAAUGCAUUAAUUUGCCUGCCUUCAUGAUUGAUGAGAGCAGGACGACUUAGAUGAAUGUCGUCGCAGCUUAAUUCUUGGUGUUGUUAGUCGCUUGUCGUUUGGGUGAUUAUGAUGAUGAUGAUGAUGAUGAUGAUGAAUUGGUGAGUGUGAAAUGUGGAUCAUGCUGCAGCCCGAGAUGCCUGGGUUGCCACGACAGCGGUGUUCUCCGGUGCACUGUAUGCGUGUGAUCCACGUCGACUCGCCAAGAGACGUGUCAGGUCGGAGUUGCCGCGCUCUGCCUGAUCCUUCAGGUACUGCUCGAUUUCCGCAGGCAGCGUC
This is a messenger RNA of Pseudocercospora fijiensis CIRAD86, 2395 nucleotides long. RefSeq lists its product as uncharacterized. The transcript is spliced from 13 exons. Bases 1 to 2127 code for a protein of 708 amino acids. Gene Ontology annotation, molecular function: catalytic activity. Lineage: Eukaryota; Fungi; Ascomycota; Dothideomycetes; Mycosphaerellales; Mycosphaerellaceae. The record is from RefSeq and is a predicted model, not a curated record.